AUGGCUACUGCAUGGUACAGACCUGGAGUUGUCCCUAAGAUUGUCAAGUCCUGGAAGGUACAAGUACAAGUUGGCAUCGAAUUAGAUGUCGAAAUUUGGAGUACGACUUGCAUUGUGACAAACUUUAAAGAAGCCAGAUGCCCAACGCUUCUCAACCCAGCGAACCCUUCGCUUUCAGGAGUGUCGAAGUUCCCCUACUUCCCAGUGGGCGGACCUGAGCCAGAUGUCCUCCCGAUGAAAGAUUCUCAUCCAAUUAUGGGCUUUGUUUCACAAUGGGGAGGCAUGGACGUUGGAAAGGGCAUGAUGUUUGCUGCAAACACGGUUGACGGAAUGAUCCACCUAGCUGGGGGAAAAGAGUUGGCUGCCAAUCUGAAAUUGCAGCUCGGUGGGAAAGAAAGAAUAGUUGAAGGUCAGGCAGUCUGGACCAAUGGCGUUGGCGAUUACAAGCAUUUAAUACACACUGUCCCUCCCUUCUUUGAUAAUAGCGAUGAUGACCAUAGCGAGAACCGCUUGUUGCAAAAUUGUUACCAAACUUCGUUGAGCCUUGCUACUGACCGGCUUCCCUCCGAAACAGAUAUCCGCAUUGCCAGUCCACUGCUGGGAGCAGGAUGUCGAGGAUUUCCAUUAGAGGAGGCUGUAUUUCACUGUGCCGAGGCUCUCUCGGAUUUGAAUAUGACCAUAAGCACAGCGGUAGAUGGGGGUACAAAUGCAAUCAAAGGAUUGACUUUGGCAUUUGGAGUCCCUUCACAGGAUAUUAGAGAGGAAAUGAUCAAAGCCUUUGAAAGUAGAAUAAACUUUACAGAAGUUUAG
Messenger RNA from Cylindrotheca closterium, 810 nucleotides. NCBI's taxonomy places the organism in Eukaryota, Bacillariophyta, Bacillariophyceae, Bacillariales, Bacillariaceae. The record is from the annotation of a GenBank genome assembly.